Funneliformis geosporum is the source of this 1452-nucleotide messenger RNA. Lineage: Eukaryota; Fungi; Glomeromycota; Glomeromycetes; Glomerales; Glomeraceae. The record is from the annotation of a GenBank genome assembly.
AUGGGACGAAUUUCUUCGAAUAUUAGAGAAGAUGCCAAGGUUUCUGUUUUGGGCUCUAUUGUGGAAAAUGAAAUUGAGGUCUCAGUGGGCCGUAUAAAGUUUGUGGCUUUUCCUACAACUAGUUCAGAUACCAAUCAAGAUACAAGUGAUGAAGAGCGAAUAAGUGGUAGCGAAACAGAUAUUUCAAGUAAUAGUGAUGAUAGUUUUGAGGAUGGAGAAGCUAUAGAUGCCAAUGAAAUUGUUACUAUUAAUUCUCAUCAAGUGUCACGCUCCUAUUCCAGUACACCAGUUGUACACAUUGCCAAUAUCUCUAAUGCAACGCCUAGACAGUUUUUUGAGCAUUUUAUACCUGUUGAUUUUAUAAUGUCAGUAGUAAUUUCAUCUACAAAUAGAUGUGCGCGUGAAUGUGAAUGUGGAUGGAGUAAUUUAACAUGGCCAGAAUUUAUAAAGUUUAUUGGCAUUUUAACAAUUAUGACGUAUGUAAAAUGUGUUGAUAUUUGCGAUUAUUGGUCCAUUAAACAAGAAAUGGCUGGAGUUUUACUAGCAUUUGGUCAAUACAUGUCACAUCAACAAUUUCGAAAUAUCAUAAAAUAUUUGACAUUAAUAGAUAUACCAACAAAUAACGAUCCCUUUCAUUUUGCACGGCAGUUUCAUGAUGAAUUUAAUGAAAAUCUUACAAAAGCUAUUCUACCUGGUCCUUAUCUUUGCAUAGAUGAAUCAAUGUGUCAAUGGAUAGGCAAAGUUGACAAAGGUCCAUUUCAACGAAAAAUACCCAGAAAGCCGCAUCCAAUUGGAUGUGAAUUCAAAGCUCUUGCAGAUGUUCAAAUUAAUUUAUUCUUAAGAUUAGACCCAGCGGAACCUUCAGAAUAUGCUAUGAAAAAAAAAUUUUCAGAUCAAUACGUAGCAGUUGUUGCAUCUAUGUUAAGAUUAAUAAAGAAACGUUGUUAUUGGCCUAAGAAUAUCCCUAAUGAUAUUACAGGUGUACUUGAAAAUACAUAUGGGUCAUCUAUUAGUCAAGUUUGCAAAAUAAGUGAUGUUGACUUUACUGUAUAUUCAAUUCGUGAUCGCAAAGAUAUCGUACUUCUUGCUAGUUAUUCUACAACAACUCUCAGAACAGAAAUAAAUCGAUAUAUUAAGGGUUAUGGUAAUGCAACAUUCCAUCGACCUAUUGUAUUUGAUGAGUAUAAUGAAUUUAGAUCAGCUGUAGACAUACUUAAUAAAUUGCUUGAUAAUUCACUUUCUUAUCAUGAGAUUCUUGGAUCAAAAUGCUCUGCAGAUCGUGUUUUUGCCUUCUAUCUUACAGUUGCAGAGGCAAAUAGCUUCUCUGCAUAUUGUAGAUUUGUUCCGGGAAAAAAAAAUAUGAAACACGUUGAUUUUCGCAAGCAAUUAGCAAAAUCAAUCUUCAAUUGUUAUUCGGACAAUACAAUUGCCGAUCGAACCAAAAAAAGAUGA